This is a messenger RNA of Eriocheir sinensis (Chinese mitten crab), 1996 nucleotides long. RefSeq lists its product as uncharacterized. The transcript is spliced from 2 exons. Gene Ontology annotation, molecular function: RNA binding. The record is from RefSeq and is a predicted model, not a curated record. The coding region runs from base 34 to 1899 and encodes 621 amino acids. Lineage: Eukaryota; Metazoa; Arthropoda; Malacostraca; Decapoda; Varunidae.
CACCAUGACUUUUGUCAAACAUUUACAAUACAAAUGAAGACAAAAUUAGUGAGCAGAAUGUUCCCUAAAACCUGCAGCAAGCACAACAUCCGACGCACCGUGCUCGGCACCUGCGUCGUGCUGGCCGCCGACGGCGGCGCCAGCGGCGGGGCUCGGCCCCACAAGGUGACCAUCACCCUUUGCCGGCGUCGGGGGUGCUGGCGAGCCCUCAGCUCGCGGAAGGUGGCCGCCUUCGCCUUCCCGGAGGCGUCCGGCCCCACCUCCGUCACUGCCCCGCUGGACCUGGAGUACCUCUUCAGGUGCAGCGGGAAACCAGACGCCGAAGCCACGCAGAUCAAGAUCUGUGUGGCGUACCGCCGCGGUGCAACUCGCAAGGCCCGCGUUAGCCUGGAGGAGUUCCUGGAGGCGCUGCUGGAUGGAGGGCGACCUGGCAGCUUCUACUUGUACAUCUAUGAAGACAAAGUCGGCCUCCAGCAAGCCAGUCAGCAGUUCCAGGCCCUUCCCACAACAUGGCCACUGGAACAGAAACCCGACAAGGGAAAGAAGGCCAUGUAUACUGAAGGAAACACCGCCAAUGAUGAAGACACCUACAACGAAUGGAAAGUUUACCUAGAAAAGGUGUUUGCGGUGGAAGAUCAUGACGAUGACACUUACAAUGACGAGGACACUUACAAUGACGAUGACACCUACAAUGAUGAAGACACCUACAACGAAUGGAAAGUUUACCUAGAAAAGGUGUUUGCGGUGGAAGAUCAUGACGAUGACACUUACAAGGACGAUGACAUUUACAAGGACGAUGACACUUACAAGGACGAUGACACUUACAAGGACGAUGACACUUACAAUGACGAUGACACCUACAGUGAACGGAAGGAUCUCCCGGAAAGGGUGCUUACGGUGAAAGAUAAAGACUUUGGCGAGGCGGCGCACGAGGUUGUGGGUGUCGAUGCAACAGAAGAGGAGGAAGCCUCAAAUGUUCCUGCCGCGAAAGAGGAAGAAGAAGAAGCCUCUGAUGUUGGUGACGCAGAAGAGAAAGAAGCCUCUGAUGAUCCUGCCGCAGAGGAUGAAGAAGCCUCUGAUGUCGGUGCCGCAGAGGAUGAAGAUGCCUCUGAUGUCGGUGCCGAAGGAGAGGAGAAAACCUCUGAUGUUACCGCCGCAGAGGAAGAAGAAACCUCUGAUGUUCCUGCCGCUGAAGAGGAAGAAGCCUCUGAUGAUACCGCCGCAGAGGAGGAAGAAGCCUCUGAUGUCGGUGCCGCUGAAGAGGAAGAAGCCUCUGAUGUUACCGCCGCAGAGGAGGAAGAAGCCUCUGAUGUCGAUGCCGCUGAAGAGAAAGAAGCCUCUGAUGCUACCGCCGCAGAGGAGGAAGAAACCUCUGAUGUUACCGCCGCAGAGGAGGAAGAAGCCUCUGAUGUCGGUGCCGCUGAAGAGGAAGAAGCCUCUGAUGUUCCUGCCGUAGAAAAGGAAGAAGCCUCUGAUGUUACCGCCGCAGAGGAGGAAGAAGCCUCUGAUGUCGGUGCCACAAGAGGGGAGGAAGCCUCUGAUGUCGGUGCCACAAGAGGGGAGGAAGCCUCUGAUGUCGGUGCCGCAGAAGAGGAGGCACCCCUGCACGGAGAAGCCUCUCGGGGCGAAGUCCAUUCACCAGUGACCGUCCCUGCCGCCCCCGCCACAGCUUCCCUCGCCUACCGCAGCCUCACCGUGGCGCAGAGAUUCAUCUCCCGCCUUGCAGGACCCAGUGACCGCCAGCUGGAGGACCUGCGGCGGAGCCACGGCGUCAGCAUCGUGCGGGUCAGGCGAACCCUGCAUAUCAAGGGCGACAGGGACGCCGUCCUGCUGUGCCACCGACAUAUACGUGACGAGAUCGCCGAGUGGCGGAGGCGCGAGGCCGCUGAGGCUCAGUAAGCGAGCCACGGACAUGCCUGUGACCCGUGACGGCCGCCUUAGUACCAUGUUUCUUAGCAUUUCUUAUCAUUUCUUGUCUUUCUUAUCAAUCUAGAUA